Molecule: messenger RNA, 1468 nt
Organism: Electrophorus electricus (electric eel)
Lineage: Eukaryota; Metazoa; Chordata; Actinopteri; Gymnotiformes; Gymnotidae
Gene: ube2m
Product: ubiquitin conjugating enzyme E2 M
Source: RefSeq, a predicted model, not a curated record
AGAUAAUGUUUAGACUUCCCACAGGCUAAUAGUUAAGACGCACCGGCACCCAGAACGUUACCUACGGUGCUGUGCAGUCUGCUUACGCAGCCUAAAAUUCAAUACGAGAGACACAUCUCGGCGAAGGAGCUGAAUUUUUGGCGUACAGAAUCAGAAAAUGAUUAAGCUUUUUUCCUUAAAACAGCAGAAAAAAGAUGAAGAAUCCGCUGGAGGAAACAGAACAGGAGCCGGGGGUAAAAAAGCAAGUGCGGCCCAGCUUCGAAUACAGAAAGACAUAAACGAGCUGAACCUUCCAAAGACAUGUGAGAUUGUCUUUCCUGACCAGGAUGAUCUACUGAACUUUAAACUCAUCAUUUCACCAGACGAGGGCUUCUAUAAAGGAGGCAAGUUUGUCUUCAGCUUUAAGGUCGGACAGGGCUACCCUCAUGACCCUCCCAAAGUGAAGUGCGAAACGAUGGUGUAUCACCCCAACAUUGACCUGGAGGGCAACGUGUGUCUAAAUAUUUUGAGAGAAGACUGGAAACCUGUGUUGACAAUUAACUCCAUCAUAUAUGGACUACAGUAUCUAUUCUUAGAGCCCAACCCUGAAGACCCCUUGAACAAAGAAGCAGCAGAAGUGCUGCAGACGAACCGAAGGCUCUUCGAGCAGAAUGUUCAGCGGUCGCUCCGCGGUGGCUAUGUGGGUGCCACCUACUUUGAACGGUGUCUGAAAUAGUGCCCAGCCAGCCAUCACUUCAUCCUAAGACACAUUUAUCGUUUACACACGUUAAGACACUGACUGACACGCUUGACAGAAGAGAGGAGGGAGGAGGGGUAGGCGGGGAGACAGACAGGCAGGUGGGCGGGCGAGUGAGUGGAGCUAAAGCUGGGUUUUAAAGUGGCAAGCUUGAACAGUCAGUGAUUGUUGUUCAGAGGAUCCUGAGGCAGUAAAUGUGCCUCCACUUUGCUGAUGUUUAUUUGGCUGAGAUUCGCAUGGAAACCAAUCGACAGACAUACUGCGGUUCGAAGAAACCUCUCUUUCCUCCCUGACAGACACUAGACAUUUUGGUAUGAAGACUCGCUGGGCUCAGCAGAACACCGAAGUCAUUUGAGCUUCUGUGGGGCAGAACCUGUAUGUCACAGCACACGUAUUUGACUUGAGAAACACACACACUUCCAUGACCGACUGACAGAAUGACUGACCGACCGACCAACCGACUGCAGAAAUGGCAGACAGGAUCAGAAUGCAGGUUUGGCUCUUACGGGGUUGGGAGAUAAUUUGUUUUGUUAACGUUUUCUCUGUGUGUGUGUAGGGGGGGGGUGUUGGGACCGGGUUGGGUUGUGCUGGGCAGGGUCUUAGAAAAUGUUACAAUUCUAUUGUGUAUAUUGAAAUCCCAGCUGUUCACAAUGACUGCAAUAUGAAUUAUGUUAAAUAAAAUAUGGACUUGAAUGCUUAUACACGAAGAUGAGCACAAACACCAACAUCAAA